Molecule: messenger RNA, 180 nt
Organism: Monoraphidium neglectum
Lineage: Eukaryota; Viridiplantae; Chlorophyta; Chlorophyceae; Sphaeropleales; Selenastraceae
Exons: 1
Source: RefSeq, a predicted model, not a curated record
AUGGCGUCUGCGGCGACGGGCGGCGAGGCGCCCACGGCAGUCGCAGCCGCGGGUCCGGUACCGCCUGCAGCUGCAACCGUGGCGCUCGACCGGGAUGCGUUUCGGCGAGUGGUGACUGUGCCGGCCUUGCGGAUACCUAAGCAGCGGUGCAACGAGCUGAUGCGCACGUUCAAGGGGUGG